Molecule: messenger RNA, 546 nt
Organism: Vicia villosa (hairy vetch)
Lineage: Eukaryota; Viridiplantae; Streptophyta; Magnoliopsida; Fabales; Fabaceae
Exons: 2
Coding region: 1-546 (181 amino acids)
Source: RefSeq, a predicted model, not a curated record
AUGGCAAGGAAAACUGAUAUUGGAAGAAUUGAGAAUUGUUGGAACAACAUGAGGAAUCAGAGGAAAUUUAGCAUGAUGAAGGUUUAUAAUCUCUUGAUUGAGGAUGAUAAUAGGGUUGAUUGGUACCAUAUGAUGGCUCAUAAUUUUGCAAGGCCUAGAGCAAAAGUGAUCCUUUGGCUUAAUACCAUUUGUGAUAUGUGUAAAGAGGAUGAUGAAGAUCUUGAUCAUCUAAUGUUCAAGUGUAAGGGUACAUUCACUAUUUGGCAAGAGAUUUUGAAGUGGCUGGAUAUGAAGAUGGAUCACAAUAUUGACAUGGCUUGGAUUAAAAGGAAAUCUAAAGGGAAAGGUUGGCCAAAUGCUCUAUUAAAAGCUGCUACAACAGAAGUCCUUUAUGGAAUUUGGAUGUAUAGAAACUCUAUGAUUUUUGGUAAUAAGAGGUCUUAUAGAGAUACUCAAUGUGUCAUUAGGAAUAUAAUAGAUUCUAUAGUCUAUAGAGGGUGGAUGAAAUCCAAGUAUAGAAACCACAUUGUUAAUAUUCUCAUGUAA